Messenger RNA from Aaosphaeria arxii CBS 175.79, 354 nucleotides. RefSeq names its product zf-DNL-domain-containing protein. Gene Ontology annotation, molecular function: protein-folding chaperone binding; zinc ion binding. NCBI's taxonomy places the organism in Eukaryota, Fungi, Ascomycota, Dothideomycetes, Pleosporales. Gene Ontology annotation, biological process: protein stabilization; protein import into mitochondrial matrix; protein folding. Gene Ontology annotation, cellular component: mitochondrion. The record is from RefSeq and is a predicted model, not a curated record. The annotation marks the transcript as partial. The transcript has a single exon.
CGUUGCGAAUCUACCACAUCCCAUCCGGCGCAACCAGCUACCUCGACGACCGCCCCCGAAACCCGUCUCGAUCGCGACCAAGUACCUGCCUAUGAGCUCACGUUCACUUGCAAGCAAUGCAGUACUAGAUCGUCACAUCGCGUUUCCAAGCAAGGAUACCACCAUGGGACUGUGUUGAUCAGCUGCCCCGGUUGCAAGAACAGGCAUCUGAUCAGCGACCACAUGAAAAUAUUCUCCGACAAGCCUCUUACCAUCGAGGAUCUCAUGCGAGAAAAGGGACAACUGGUGAAGAGGGGGUCAUUGAGUGCUGAGGGCGAUGUGGAGUUCUGGGAUGAUGGGACUACAACUGGCCGC